AUGGCUACAAAUCUGAAGCAAUGGUUCGCCCAUACAUCCACUCCAUUCAUCGCCAAUGCACCCAUGUUUGGAUUCGCAGAUAUCAACCUAGUGACUGCAGUGACAAAGGCCGGCGGAUUCGGCUUCCUUGGUGCCGGCUUCGAUUUCAAACCGGAGUCCACGCAGCUCCAAAGUUUGGACACUCAAUUGGCAAAAUGCCGUACUAUCCUCGAUCUGAGUGAUGCACAGACACUACCACUUGGUGUCGGCUUCAUCACAUUCCAACCAAGCGGGUUUACUGAGAAUGCCAUUCCCGUCCUGCGGAAGCACCGGGUAGCAGCGAUCUGGCUAUCGUUCCCUCAGACAAAUGCUGAUCAUCUUCUAAUGAUCCAAGCCAUUCGGCAAGCUCAGCAGGAGUUUGAUUGGGAUACAAAGGUAUUCGUUCAGGUGGGGACUAUCAAGGCAGCUGAGGAAGCUAUCAAGCAGGGUGUCGAUGUUUUGGUUGUUCAGGGAACUGAUGCGGGGGGUCAUCAAUGGGCCCAGGGUGCUAGUCUAGUAUCUCUCUUGCCUGAGGUACGGGAUAAGUUGUUAAACACUCAGAAUCGGUCGAUUGCUGUUCUUGCUGCUGGUGGUAUUGUGGAUGGGAGAGGGUGUGUUGCUGCUCUUGGUCUCGGUGCUGAUGGAAUCGUCAUGGGCACAAGGUUUGUUGCAACCUUUGAAUGUCCGGCACCAUCUGCUAUGAAAGAGGCUAUUGUAUCUAGUAGUGAUGGUGGAGUCUCGACCAUUAAAUCCACUCGACAUGAUGUGUUUCAGUCAACUGAUGUCUUUCCGAAGCAAUAUGACGGGAGAGCUGUUAUUGGAGUUAAUUAUGAGGAAUCUGAGGAAGGGGUCAGUGACGAUGAGAUUAUUCGACGGUACGAUGAGGCCAGGAAGGCGGGUGAUGACCAGAGAAGGACCGUUUGGGCGUAA
Messenger RNA from Penicillium arizonense, 948 nucleotides. RefSeq names its product nitronate monooxygenase. The coding region runs from base 1 to 948 and encodes 315 amino acids. The record is from RefSeq and is a predicted model, not a curated record. The transcript is spliced from 4 exons. Lineage: Eukaryota; Fungi; Ascomycota; Eurotiomycetes; Eurotiales; Aspergillaceae. Gene Ontology annotation, molecular function: nitronate monooxygenase activity.